AUGCCCACUCCCACCAACUGCCCCGCUCUCCACUCCCACUCCCACCCGGAACUCGACCUCUCACUCCUUACUCCCCCACUCCCUCCUCUCACCUCGCCACUCCCACUGCACUUGCCCCACUAUCUCGACCUGCUCACUCCCCACUCGCCACCACUCGCCGAGCCUCUCACCGUGCCCAAUUCGCACUACCCCUCUCAACCCUCCCACUGCCACCACUCCCUCUCAACUCCCCCUCCCACUCCCCCUCUCACUCCGCCACUCCCAAGGGCCACGCGGACUAAUCUCUCCCCUCUUCACUUCCCCCUCGGCCACCUCCCACAUUCCCCCACUCUCCCGCUCUCACUCCCACUCCCAGCCCAGAGGGACACUGCCCCUCCUCAUCCUCCCACCACUCUCCGCCCCUCUCACCUCCGCCACUCUCAGCAACUGCGUGGUCCCCCCUGCGUCACUCCCACUCCACCACUCCACCCGUCGUCACUCCACUGCCCAGCCGAUGAGGUUCGGAACCCAUUGAUGGGCUCGAAGGAGGUUGAGGUGCUGCCGGGGCUCUACGUGGGCAACUUCCGAGACAGCAAGGACCCCGAGCAACUCAAGGCUCACCACAUCACCCACAUCCUCUCGAUCCACGACAAUGCCAGGAAACUACCGUGCAACAGUGACAAAGAGUACCUGUGCAUUCUGGCCUCCGACUCCCCGGGGCAGAACCUGACGCAGUACUUCCCCGCCUGCAACGACUUCAUCCACACGGCCAGGCUCAAGGGCGGCUCCGUCCUCAUCCACUGUCUGGCCGGCAUGUCUCGCUCGGUGACGGUGGCGGUCGUGUACGUCAUGUGCGUGACCUCGCUCAGCUGGAGGGACUCCCUGAAGGCGGUCCGUGGCGCCAGGAACGUCGCCAACCCCAACGUGGGAUUCCUCAAGCAGCUGCAGGACUUCGAAACGGACCGCAUGAACGAUGAGCGGCGCCGCCUCAAGGCCAAGUACCCGAGCAUGAAACUGGAGGAGGAGGACGAGCAGAUGGCCAAGCAGCUCCUGGCCUCCUACUACCACUCCCUCAGCGUCGGGGAGAUGUGCGAGGGCAACUGUCCCGUGGGCGUGACCUGUCCGAGGGGCCUCUGCCACCCGACGAGGAGGGUUGGGCUCUUUAGAAGAAACUCGGCCAGCCGUUCCUCAAGCCCUUCUCGCCGCUCCUGCAGUCCUUCAAGGUCACCUUACAGUCCUUCCAGCUCCCCAGUAUCCCCGCGGCGCAGCAGCCCCACACCGCCCUCCCCACUUACCCGAAGGUCCUCUAGGAGCAGCUCUCCACAACUUACUCCUCCUCAGCAGUCAUCUCCUCAGCUCACACCUCAGCACGCGUCUCCCAGAACGGUUACCAGACGCAUCUCUUCUCCUAUGACUUCCCCAAGACAUGCCAGUGUGCCCCAAAUAUCCCCGAGUCAUUCUCUUUCAUCUACCAGCUCUUACCGCGGCAGUUCACCAACCAGUCCUCAUCGUAGUCGUUCACCCUCUAGAUCGCUUGAUUCAUCCCCCAUGAGCUCCCCACUGUAUGGCUCCUCUUCCUCCAUCAACUCCCCGAAGCACACUUUGCACUCGUACACUUCCCCACCGAGCUCACCUAGCCGCUCCGUCUCGCCCUCAGGGUCACAGAAACGCAAAGCAUCACCAGUUCCUUCUCCCAAACACCUCUCCUCCACCCCGAACUCCCCACAACAAACGGUCACCAAAACCUCACCCAAAAGCUUCUUCCGACAAUGCACUUUGUGGGUACAGUCGGCCAGGAAGUCUUCAGAAAACAAUGCCUCUAAGGAAAAUGCAGCACAGAAGGAAGCAGUCGAUAGCAACAGUAAUCCGAAGCAAAGCAAGACCACUGAGAUGAAACCAGAAGUGCUAGCGAAUGGUUCUGUGAAACAGGUCUCCCCUAUCCAUACUCAGGAUACCUCUCUUUCUGAUCCAUUAAGCACAGACAUAUCUCUUCCUCAGCAAUAUUCAGAUUACUCACCCUAUACCCAGCCAGCUAUCAUGAAAUCCUAUGUACAUAUAUACAGGCAAUCCUCUCUUCCAGAAGAAGAAUCAGAGGAGUCUCUCCGGCUCAGCGUCUCUCCUUUCAGCUCACCUCAACACCAGAGGUACAAAUGGAUCACCAGACACACAGUUCCUCCACCAACAAUCCCGUGCCCCUACAAUGAACUGUUCAAACAGGCUUCUUUACAGGAAUCAAGAUACAAACCAAACAAAACUCCAUACCAACAAACUAGCAUAAGUGUUCCACAGCUAAAUAAGAAUAUCCAUACCUCUUCGUCUCAUGGGAAUUCAGAAGAGUACCAUAAGCGUGAAUGCACAAGAGUGUCAUCUUUGAACAGUACAUGUCCUGUGUCUGACAUGCCCGAAAAACAUGUUCCUAGACAGUCGUCCCUCCCUGAGAAGUCAUCACUAACAGUUACAGGACAAUAUCACCCACAUUUUGUAACAAGCAAUGAUAUUCAAAAUUCACCAAUUAGUUCUGUUACUCAGAAAAUAACAGUAUCCCCAGAAACCCUCCAUGAACAGAUUCAUAUCACUCUAUCCAGUGAGCCAGAUGCCUUAGAAUCACCACCAAGAAAUUUCAGCACUUGCAAAUAUGAGGUGCCAAUCCCAUCAGCUUUGGAAGACUACCCUCCCAAAUCUUCUUCAAGACAUGGUUCUUUGAAAAACGAUAACAAGCCAGAUUCCAGAAGUCUUAAAGAGGGUAGAGAUAGCCAUGCCCUUCCUCAGGGUAGUAAAUCUUGGAACGAACCCCAGAAAAGAGAGAAGGGUCAUGUAUCUGAUAAUUCAGGGAAGGGUAACAAAUCUUGCAACCUCACAAGACCAGACAAGAGUCCAGACAUUCCAUCAGUACAAAGCAAUAAGACUUGUUCCCCUUCACUACAAGGCAAAAAGCACAGCCCAUCACCAUCACCCGACAAGAAACCUGGCACUCCACCUUUGCAAGACAGGAGAUCUACCACUACAAAUAAACGUGAAAGCAAGCCAGGUACUCCGCCAUUACAAGAUGGCAAAUCUACCCUUCCACGCUCUCGAGACAGAAAAUCCAGUUCCUCAUCAAUUCGAGAGAGCAAACCAGGCACUCCUCCCUUACAAGAAAGAAAACCUAACACAUCAUUACAAGACAAUAAACCUGUUACACCUCCGUUAAAAGACAGGAAAUCUAUUAAUUCCACGUCACGUGACAGAAAAUCUAGUACAUCAUCACAAGAAAGUAAAUCAGCUAGAGAUAGAAAAGCUAGUAUUACGUCAUUACAUGAAGGCAAGCCUGUUACUCCACCACUAAGAGAGAGAAAAUCUAGUUCUUCAUCUCUACGAGAAAGCAAACCUGUUACUCCAUCACAAGACAAAAAGUCCAGCCCCUCACUACGAGAUAAACCUGGUAAUCCAUCACAGCAAGACAAAAAAUCCAUUAGUGUAGACAAGAAAUCGCAAGAUAGGAAGCCUGGUACUCCACCGCUGAAAACGAGGAAAUCUAACAGUUCGAUGGUAGAAGACAAGAAGGGGAAUACUCCUACUGAGUGUAUGAAUACAGGUUAUGCGUCAAAGGAAGACAAAAAAUCUGACUCUAGACAUACAAAAGACAAAACGCUUCCACAAAAUAAGGCACCAAGUACCACGGCAACUAAACAUAGAAAGCCUUCGUCUUCGCGUUCUCAAGAAAAUGUGUCAGACUCUCAAUCAACUAAAGAUAAGAUGUCAGACACAUCAGUAAAACACAGUAAAAAGGCUGAUGUUUCACAAACAGACAGCAAAAAGGCUGCUGGGUCGAACAGUCAGUCAUCACACACCACUACACCUGUUACUUCUCCAGUUCAAGGAAAGAAAUCUACUGCAAUGAGUCACGACAAAAAAUCUGCUACGCCCCAGAGUAAAAAUGAAAAAGCUAGUCCUUCUACACAUGGCAAAGAUGUUGGUAAGACUGAACCUAAGGCUAGUCAUUCGACACAAAAUAAGACUAGCACUCUUACAAGACAGAAAAGCAGGUCUAAUACAUUAAUUGACCAAGAGGGCAGACCAGUUACACUUCCAAGGAAAGAUACCAAGUCUAGUCAAUCAGCUGUUCUCACCCAACAAAACAGUGGAAAUAAAAAGAGUAAAACUGCCAUGCAAGAUGGCAAAGCUAUUACUUCGCCCAGAGACAAGAACAGCCCUGUCAACCUUAACAAACAAGAGAAUAAAUCCAAAACAACCAAGAGACAAGACAGCAGGUCGGAUGUCCAUAAGAUUCCUAAUAGCAAAUCUUGCACUUUCAAAAGACAAGACAGUAAGCCUGAUGUUUCCAAAAAUGACAGUAGCAAGCCUUGUACCAUUGUAAGACAGAAUAGUAAAUCUGACAAUCUGUCAACCAGUAAUAGCAAGCCAGAUACACUCUCAAAACAAAAUGAUGAAUAUAUCCCUGCAAGCAAUAAUAAGGCACACAAAUCACAGCCUCCUCAAGCACACUGCUCAAACAUGGAAGAGCCUACUAAAGUCUCAAAUCCAGAUCAUUCCUGUGCAAUAUCAUGUCUGCUUCCCCGAACCUCGUCUCAGAAUUCCCUACAAAAUCUAAGUACUUGGCAGCAAACGGGUCUAGGUGUCAAUGCUGACCAUUCCCAAGAGCCGUUAAUCACUCCUGUACAUCAACAAUCACAACUCUCUAAAACAUCUGCUCAAAACAAACAUCCCUCAGCUUCAGAGCAUGAUUUAGAACCACCGCUACCUAUCCAGCAUCAGCCACAAGUAUCAACACAACAGAAUGCCUUACCGUCAGUCACAGAACCAAACUCCAUGUCAACACCAAUACAAGAACAACCCAAGUCAGUCCAUUCGCCAGUUCCCAUUCCAAACUCUGGGCCACUUAAGGUCCAGGCUCGAGUGCUACUCAUCCAAUCCCAACCUUCAUGUUCACCUUGCUUAUCCAGCCUUUCCAGCGGAGGCCCAAGCAGGCAGUCUGUGACCAAGACCUACCUUGUUGAUAAACCCAUGAGCCAUCAUCACCAUCACCCCAAAUUGCUGUUCUCAUCCCAGAUUGGUGAUGCUCUGAGUCCUUGCACUCCUAACUCCUGAUCAGACAGUCUGAAUCCAAAUAACGACGACAAAAACUUUUCUAAAAGUGUUACUGGUAGAUGUGGCAGUCGGCUUCAGACACUGUACUGCUUUCCAAGACUUUUAAAUUUUAUUUAUAAUUUCUUUUGAGUUUACGGAAGUACAAAUUAUUGUGAAAGUAAAAUUGUAAACAAAAGAAUAAUAGGCCACGCGAAGAAACCAUAUUAGAAAUGAUGAUGAUAUACAACUGCUUGUUCCGUAAUAUGACAGCAAAAUGUGUUCAAAAAGCGACCAAAACUUCUAAUUUGUAAACAAUAGAAGAAUUUUUUUGAACAACGACGUUUUUUCACAAAGAAAGUAUUUUUCCUUGCUUUAGAUAAAAAUUAUUAGUUUUCAAAUCAGACUGAAUUUUUCAUACUGAUGACUUAAAACAUUAUAACUUUAUAUA
Messenger RNA from Penaeus vannamei (Pacific white shrimp), 5494 nucleotides. The record is from RefSeq and is a predicted model, not a curated record. NCBI's taxonomy places the organism in Eukaryota, Metazoa, Arthropoda, Malacostraca, Decapoda, Penaeidae.